Messenger RNA from Octodon degus (degu), 2947 nucleotides. RefSeq names its product adaptor related protein complex 1 gamma 2 subunit (gene Ap1g2). Gene Ontology annotation, molecular function: clathrin-cargo adaptor activity. The record is from RefSeq and is a predicted model, not a curated record. The transcript has 22 exons. Gene Ontology annotation, biological process: receptor-mediated endocytosis; Golgi to vacuole transport; intracellular protein transport. The coding region runs from base 82 to 2439 and encodes 785 amino acids. Gene Ontology annotation, cellular component: Golgi apparatus; membrane coat; AP-1 adaptor complex. NCBI's taxonomy places the organism in Eukaryota, Metazoa, Chordata, Mammalia, Rodentia, Octodontidae.
GGACCCGACCAAGCUCCAACCCCUACUAGGCCUUGUACCAGGAAGCGCUAGGGGGUAGAGAAGCUUAGAACUGAAGACAGAAUGGUGGUGUCUUCGCUAAAGCUUCACGACCUCAUCGAGGAGAUUCGUGGGGCCAAGACCCAGGCCCAGGAACGGGAGGUGAUCCAAAAGGAAUGUGCCCAUAUCCGGGCGUCCUUCCGUGAUGGGGACCCUGUGCAGAGGCACCGCCAGCUGGCUAAACUGCUCUACGUGCACAUGUUGGGCUACCCCGCCCACUUUGGACAGAUGGAGUGCCUGAAACUGAUUGCUUCCCCCCGAUUCAUAGACAAGAGGGUGGGCUACCUGGGGGCCAUGCUUCUGUUGGAUGAGAGGCACGAUGCCCACCUGCUUAUUACCAACAGCAUCAAGAACGACCUGAACCACGGGAUUCAGCCAGUUCAAGGCCUGGCUCUGUGCACGCUGAGCACCAUGGGCUCCGCUGAGAUGUGCCGGGACCUUGCCACAGAGGUGGAGAAGCUGCUCCUGCAGCCAGGCCCCUAUGUACGCAAAAAGGCUAUUCUGGCUGCAGUGCACAUGGUCCGAAAAGUUCCCGAGCUCUCUGACAUUUUCCUUCCACCUUGUGCCAAACUGCUUCAUGAGCAUCACCAUGGCAUCCUGCUGGGCACCAUCACGCUGAUCAUGGAGCUCUGCCAACGAAGCCCUGCAGCUCUCAGGCACUUUCAAAAGGUGGUACCCAAGCUGGUGCAGAUCCUCCGAACUCUGGUGACAACUGGAUACUCCAAAGAGCAUGGCAUAUCUGGAGUCAGUGACCCUUUUCUGCAGGUCCAGAUACUUCGUCUGCUUCGGAUCCUGGGCCGGAACCACGAGGAAAGCAGCGAGACCAUGAAUGACUUACUGGCCCAGGUGGCCACCAACACAAACACCAGCCGAAAUGCUGGCAGCGCAGUCCUGUUUGAGACAGUACUCACCAUCAUGGACAUCCGUUCUGCAGCUGGCUUACGGGUUCUAGCAGUCAACAUUCUUGGCCACUUCCUGCUCAACAGUGAUAAGAACAUUAGGUAUGUGGCCCUGACCUCAUUGCUAAGGCUGGUACAGUCUGAUCACAGUGCCGUGCAGCGACAUCGGUCCACUGUGGUGGAAUGUCUGCGGGAAACAGAUGCCUCCCUCAGCCGGCGGGCCUUGGAACUGAGCCUGGCUCUAGUGAACAGCUCCAAUGUGCAAGAUAUGACAAAGGAGCUACAGGCCUUUCUCAAGUCCUGCCCCCCAGAUCUUCGGGCUGACUGUGCUUCAGGCAUCCUGCUGGCUGCAGAGAGGUUUGCUCCAACCAAGCGGUGGCAUAUAGACACCAUCCUGCACGUGCUGACAAUGGCAGGCACCUAUGUGCGGGACGAUGCAGUUGCCAACCUGACCCAGCUGAUUGGAGGUGCCCAGGAGCUACAUGCCUACUCUGUGCGCCGCCUCUACCAUGCCUUGGCAAGGGACAUCUCUCAGCAACCGCUGGUGCAGGUGGCCACCUGGUGCAUAGGGGAGUAUGGGGACUUCCUGCUGGAAAACUGUGAGGAAACUGAACCCCUUAAGGUAGAAGAGGAAGAGGUGUUGGCACUACUGGAAAAGGUGCUGCAGUCCCACAUGUCCCUGCCAGCCACCCGUGGAUAUGCCCUCACAGCCCUCAUGAAGCUCAGCACCCGGCUUCAGGGGGACACCAACCGCAUCCGCCAGGUGGUGUCCAUCUACGGGAGCUGUCUGGAUGUGGAGCUGCAGCAGAGAGCCGUGGAGUAUAACAUGCUCUUCCAGAAGUACGACCACAUGAGAGCUGCCAUCCUUGAAAAGAUGCCCCUCGUGGAGCACAGUAGCCCUCAGGCUGAUGAAAAAGCAAAAGGAAGCAGAGAAGUAGCCCCGCUUUCUGAAGACCAGGCCCUUGUCCCCACAGAGCCCCAGACCUCAAAGCUCUCAGAUCUGCUAGAUCUCCUGGAUGAUACUUCUGGGGACACCCGCCAGCCACCUCCUCUGCAGCCCUCCCCAGAGGGUGGCGUAGUACACCUCCUUGAUCUCCCCAGUACACCUCCACCCCCAGCUUCCAUCCCAACUCUCAAAGUGUUUGAACGUGAGGGAGUACGACUGAAUCUGUCUUUCACUCGACCCCCUGGGACCCCUGCUUUGCUCUUAAUCACUGUCACCACUACCAACUCCUCAGAGGAUGAUGUCACCCACUUCAUCUGCCAGGCAGCUGUGCCCAAGAGUUUGCAGCUGCAGCUCCAGGCCCCCAGUGGAAGCACAGCUACAGCUCGGGGUGGCCUGCCCAUCACUCAGCUCUUCAGAAUCCUCAAUCCUAACAAAGCCCCUUUGCGGCUAAAGCUGCGCCUCACCUACAACCACUUUGGCCAGUCAGUACAAGAGAUCUUUGAGGUCAACAACUUGCCUGUGGAGACAUGGCAGUAACUACUCCAUGCACUCCCCAAAUCCUCCUGGCCCCAAAGCCACUGGCCCCAGCAGCCGGGAUCCUACUCCAGAGGGCCACUAGGUGGCACUCAGCUCUGCAUUUGUCACUGCAAAACUGUAGGAGCCUACCCUCCCUCACCUAUACUGAAAAAAGCCCAAUAAAGCCUGAGGCAGAUGGAAAACUAUGUAUUUUUUUUUCUUUUUUGCAGUACUGGGGAUUGAACCUGGGACCUUGUGUAUACCAGUCAGGCACUUAUGCCACUGAACUGUCUCCCUGGCCCAGAAAACCGUAUUUGGGAUAUGUCUGAGGUAGAAAAUAUGUAUGAAUAACAGCAAGGAAAGAAACUUCGCACACAAGAAGUAUGAAUCUUUCCUAAAAUAUUUGGAACCUAUCUCAAUAAUGAGGGUUUCCUUCCUACCUCUUUCCAGAUCUGGGAACACAUUUGUCCCUUAAUUGCCACAAGAGGCACUCUACCCUCUGGGCCAGAGCAGGGCACAGUAAAAAAAA